AUGCUCGCUCGACAUAAAGAAAAUAUGGGAUUAGAAACUCUUUGGCGAGAAAUGGCCGAAAUCUGUCCAGUGUUUGCCAUAAACGGCGAAAACGUCAAAAUCAUCAAAGAACCGUCGACAUUUUACAGAACCUUAUUGGAAUUGUCAGAGAAGGCGUGUCGUCGAAUUGUCCUCUCUUCGCUUUACCUCGGUACUGGAGGCCUGGAAAAGAACCUGGUUGACACCUUAACAAACGCUCUGUCCAAAGGAGUACGAAUUACUGUACUUUUGGAUUACAGUCGUGGAACCAGGGGCGAUCCGGACUCUUGCUCGAUGUUGCUGCCACUUUUGACUGACAACCGCGGUAACACCGGGGUGUAUUUGUUUCAUUCUCCACUUCUUCGAGGUAUCUUAAAGCUGCUUCUGCCCGUUCGAUGGAACGAGAUCAUCAGUGUUCAGCACAUGAAGCUUUACAUAUUCGAUGACACUCUCAUCAUUAGUGGCGCCAACCUGAGCCACGACUAUUUUACAAGCCGUCAAGAUCGCUACAUCACGAUCUCAAACUGUGGUCCCUUGGCAGAUUUUUACACGGACCUUGUCGCCGCGGUUAGUCGUUUUUCGUUUCAAUUGCAUCCUAACGGUCAGCUGAAUCUGUCGAGUGGCACAGUGCACCCCUUUUUAGGUAUUUGUUUUCUUUUUAAAAUAAUUAAACUGAAUAUAAAUGAAUGGAAUUAAUU
Molecule: messenger RNA, 716 nt
Organism: Soboliphyme baturini
Lineage: Eukaryota; Metazoa; Nematoda; Enoplea; Dioctophymatida; Soboliphymatidae
Source: the annotation of a GenBank genome assembly